This is a messenger RNA of Sitophilus oryzae (rice weevil), 437 nucleotides long. RefSeq lists its product as uncharacterized. The record is from RefSeq and is a predicted model, not a curated record. Bases 81 to 386 code for a protein of 101 amino acids. The transcript is spliced from 2 exons. NCBI's taxonomy places the organism in Eukaryota, Metazoa, Arthropoda, Insecta, Coleoptera, Curculionidae.
AGUUUCUCCCUCAUAAUCAAUAGUUUCACUUUGUCUAAGUUUGCACCUCUUACUUCCAAACCUGCGUGCUUUUAGCCAAAAUGAAAAACACAGAAGUAAAUCGGGAACAAUUCGUUCCAUCGUCUGUCAUAGAAGAGACUACAGAAUCGGUUGAUGAAUUGAGACAGAGACUAGACAGAAUGAAGAAGCUGAUGUCUGACAGAAACCCUAAUCUUGAUGGGAGCUCACAGAGACGAAACAACGGACCUGGUGUUAUAGAUGGAAAUUUUCUUAGUGUUAUGUUUGGUGUAGCUUUAGCCGUUAUAGUGUCCGUUAGCGCUUAUGCAUUUUAUAAUCUGUUCGUUGCUAUUUUAAGAAGAAACGCUAGGUAUCACGAAGAACUUUAAAAAAAUUACAUUUAUUUAGAAAUUAAGACAGUUUUAUGUAUAUAUACGGAA